GGGCUGCUCUGCCGGCGCCUCGGGAGGAGGGCGAGAGAGCGGCUCCCGCGGCUCGGCUGCAACCCAGAGGCGCGCGCACCGGAGCGCCAAGCCGCGCCCGGCCACCCCCAGCGCUGCGGAAGCACCUCGAGGACGCGGCGGCGCCCCACGGAGCGCCCCUGUCCGUCGCAAAGGGGGCGAGGAGAAGGAAGCCCGUGCGGAUCUUGCGCGGGACGAGCGUAACGCACCCGGACCCGCGCCCACCUUCGUUUCCUUGAGCGCCACCCUGCCGCUGCUUUUGCGCAGCCGGCCCGGGAGCCCUCGCCUCGCCGCCCUCUCCAUCUCCUCUCCCGGGGCUCCUCUCUGGCUGCAAAUCGGGGUGGAGAAGCAAGAAGGGAGCGGCAGGACUCCGUGCUGCAGCGGCAAUAAUUGCAUCAAUAAUAGCAAUUAUCUGCGGGUUUGGCGGACCUCGUGGGGUCCCCAAAUCCGUGCGCCGCAGAGAGACAGAAAACCUGGCGUGAUGCAGCAGUUGCAGAAAAGGAGGCUGGGGAUUUGGGAGCAGAGCGACGAGGAAGCCUUGAUCCGGCGCCCUUCCCCGGUUUUUUAAGAGAGAGAUUCCGCCCAUGCUAGCCAUGAGCAGCUUCUUCUUGCACCCGCGGCCAGCCCUGCGCGGCUGCUGCGCCCCUUUCCUGGCCUCGGGCGCCGGCUGUUUGGCGCACUGCAGCAGACGCAGCGCCUCUUCGCGCUGCGCCCCCGGCCGCCGCCGGCGCCUGCGGGUCUUGGUGGACAUGGACGGGGUGCUGGCGGAUUUCGAGGGGGGCUUCCUGAAGAAGUUCAGAGCCAAGUAUCCGGAGAAGCCCUACAUCGCCUUGGAGGACCGCAGGGGGUUCUGGGUCUCGGAGCAGUAUGGGCAGCUGGAAUCGGAGCUGAGUGAAAAGGCAAUUGGCAUUUGGGAGUCAAAGAACUUCUUCCUGGAGCUGGAUCCGCUCCCAGGGGCCGUGGAAGCCGUCAAGCAGAUGGCCGAGUUAAAAGAGACCGAUGUGUUCAUCUGCACCAGUCCCAUCAAGAAGUAUCGGUAUUGCCCAUACGAAAAGGAGCUGAGAAGAGUCCGAGCUGGGAGCACAUCCUCUUCACGGCCUGCCACAACAAGCACCUCCAGCUGCCUCCUCUUCGUCGGAGGCUGCACUCGUGGGCCGAUGACUGGAAGGCCAUCUUGGAUAGCAAGCGGGCAUUGUAGAGCUCGUUGGGAGAGUCUCCUCGACGUGCCCGGCGAGGGGCCAGAAUCAGUGGUGCAGACCCGAAAACCACACCUAGGCCCCGUGGGGAGAAGCAGGAAAAGCCAUGUCUUUGGUUUCAGCUAUGGAGCCAGAGACGAGGGCAGUCUUCCCAAGAAAAAGGAGCUUGGCCAUUCCACAAGAGCCAUCGCAAAAGCUGGGCCACCAAAGGACCUUUGCCAAGCACCCUUCCUGGGUCUGGCUUGGCCUAGUCCAAAAGACGUCUUAUCCCAAAGGAAGGCCCAGCCAGGGGUGUUCACCACCCACCAAGCACUGUUUAGCGUCAUAUCUGGCUUCCGUAAAGAUGGCCGCCAUCUUUAACGUCCGCUCCCAAUCUCCAGGACUGAAAUUUAGUUUGCUUCAGGAGGACGUUGAAAUGAGCUGAGGGGCAGGCCGGUCUGGGAGCCACUUCAAAAUCCAAAAUGUGUGUGUGUGUGUGAACUGUGGUAGCUCAUUUGCCAGGGGAAAUGCCUGGGUUGGGGAACCAGUCACCGGUCCAAACAUUGUUGGACUCCAGUUCCCAUCAUCCUUGGUCGUGCUGGCUGGGGAUGAUGAGAGUUGGAGUCCGUCAACAUCUGGAGGGCCACAGUUUCCCUACCCUUACUCCCAGAAACAUCCUCUCUCUCAUGGCGGCUCGUCGACAAACCCAGGUUUCUGAGCUGAGACCUGCUUCCAACCAAGUUCUCCUUUGGGCUCUCAGUGUAAGCCAAAGCGAGUGCCCUUCUAAGGUAAGAAGGCCUGUGGAAUCUCAGGUUGGGCGAGGAGGCCUCAGUUCUCACAAAUGGCAAGAGAGGAGGCCAACCACGUCAUUUUUCGCGGAUAGACUCACAAGACUGAAUGGACUUCAUACCCCACCAAAUAUCCCUCCAGGUAGAAGAAUAGUAUGCCAGGGAGAAAUAUUCUAGCCUGCUGAUUUUCUAUACAAAGGAAUUUUUAUUUUAUUUUUUGGACAGGAGAACAAUGUGGGCCCAUAUCCUGAAGCAGAUAUGGCAACCCAUGAGCAAGCCGACAAUUUUGCACUUGCUGCCCAUAGGAGCAAGGUCUGAGCUUCGCCUUGAAGGGAACUUUCUGGAACAUUUGCGCUAUAUGUAGCUCUUUGACUAUUGUCUCAGUCAAGUGACACUGGACGGAGGUCUUCCGUCAUGAGACGCUCUCAUUCCCUCCAGACACACGGCAGCUAAAAAGCUUGUGACAGCACACAAGGAAGAAAGCUUUAUUGUUCCCGGAAGACGAAAGCCAAAAGGAUUCCCCCUCAAGCUGAAAUUGGGAAAAUGGUCAGAAUUCAUUUGGCUUCAUGAAUCUGCAAUAUUUUGCAAGUUCUGCUUUUGAAAUCUGUUUGAGUCUUUUACAAAACGAGAAAGGAAGGAAAUAUUGGCUCAUCAAUGUAUUUUAAAGGCAGCCCUUUCAAGUUUUCAAUUCCGUGAUUCGACACUGUCCUCUUGUUUCCAUUCUCCCGGUUCAAAACCCCCAAAUUCAGCAGCUUUCCUAAACAGUCAUGUUGAGAAAUAAAUCUGAAAGAAUUAGAAUCA
Podarcis muralis (Common wall lizard) is the source of this 2782-nucleotide messenger RNA. The record is from RefSeq and is a predicted model, not a curated record. Lineage: Eukaryota; Metazoa; Chordata; Lepidosauria; Squamata; Lacertidae.